Sebastes umbrosus (honeycomb rockfish) is the source of this 1871-nucleotide messenger RNA. RefSeq names its product adenosine deaminase 2a (gene ada2a). The record is from RefSeq and is a predicted model, not a curated record. Gene Ontology annotation, biological process: inosine biosynthetic process; adenosine catabolic process. The transcript is spliced from 10 exons. Lineage: Eukaryota; Metazoa; Chordata; Actinopteri; Perciformes; Sebastidae. Bases 327 to 1844 code for a protein of 505 amino acids. Gene Ontology annotation, molecular function: adenosine deaminase activity.
UUAGAGGAAGAGGUUAGUCUGACUGACUGACAGGCGGAACACAGGAGGAAACAAAACAACCCCCCAAACUAGCUCUAGCAGUGUUUAUCUGCUUGCUUGUUUAUUUUUGUGACACUGCUGUAAUAAAGUAAGAUAUUUCACCAAAGCAUACACGUAUAAUCAGCUGACACCGUCGAGCAAGUGUCGCCGUGGUCCUCUGAGGAGACUGGACUGGACUGUUGACAGAACCGUCUAUAAGCUACCAGCUAACGGUACCAACUCUCAAUUACAUCUAUAACACUGUACGGCUAGGAUUAAAGUCAGCUUCACACACUCUGUCCGGGACCAUGGCAGGCUUUCUACAGCGCCACCACGCGGCUGUGGCCUGUCUCCUCUUGUGCUACUUGACCGGUGGCCUGUCCAUGCCGGACCCCAGGCAGAGAGAGGCCCUCAUACAGCUGGAGGCCUCCAUGCAGACAGGUGGGCAGGUGGUGUUGACUGAUGCUGAGCAGCGGCUUGAUGCUCUUCUGUUUCAAAUGAAGCAGAAGGAGGUAGUGAGAGCAGACUUUCCUCCCGCCAUGCACUUCUUCAAGGCCAGGGACCUCAUCAGGAACAGUCCCAUCUUCAACCUGCUCCAGAAGAUGCCUAAAGGGGGAGCUCUCCAUGUCCAUGACUUUGCCAUGGUAGACGUGGAGUGGCUGGUGAUGAACGUAACCUAUCGGCCCCACUGCUACAUGUGCUUCACUGACAAACAGUCCAUCAGAUUCAUCUUCUCGUCCCAAUGGCCCAAAGCUCUGCCACUAUGCUCCCCUUGGACCCUGCUGGAAAACCUCAGGGCCAAGAUGGUCAAUACCACGGAUUUCGACAACAGCAUCAUGGGCAACAUGACGCUCUUCACUUAUCAGGAUCCAGAAACAGUGUACCCCAGUCAGGAUGUGGUCUGGGAUAAAUUUGAACAGGCCUUCCUUGCAGUGUGGGGCCUGGUCACAUACGCUCCUGUGUUCAGAGACUAUUACUACCAAGGUCUCACCCAGUUCUACAUGGACAACGUCAUGUACCUGGAACUGCGAGCUUUACUCCCAGAGAUAUACGAGUUGGACGGCAGCACUCAUGACACAGCCUGGACUCUGAAGACCUACCAGGAGGUCACCAGACAGUUCACGGCAGACCACCCAGACUUCUUUGGAGCAAGGGUCAUCUUCACAAUCAAUAGGGGAGUAAAUGCAUCCGUGAUGGCCAGAGCUGUGGAGGAGGCUAUGAAGCUACAGAGAGACUUCCCAGAUAUCAUGGCUGGUUUUGACCUGGUGGGCCGUGAGGACAGAGGCAGACCCUUGUGGUACUUCAGAGAUGCCUUGUCGCUGCCAGCAGAGAGAGGGGUGACGCUUCCUUUCUUUUUCCACGCUGGAGAGACCAAUCUCGAGGGCACAGAAGUAGACCAGAACUUGCUGGAUGCUCUUUUGUUGAACACUUCCCGUAUUGGCCAUGGAUUUGCUCUGCUUCGCCACCCAGUGGCCAAAGAUCUAUCCAGAAAGAGAGGGGUGGCUCUGGAAGUGUGUCCCAUCUCCAACCAGGUGUUGAAGCUAGUAAAUGAUAUGCGAAACCACCCGGCAGCUGCACUGAUGUCAGAGAACCACCCAGUGGUCAUCAGUUCUGAUGACCCUGCCAUGUUUGGUUCCUCUGGACUCUCUUAUGACUUCUAUGAAGCUUUUGUGGGCUUCGGUGGGAUUAGAUCCCAUUUAGGCUCCCUCAAAGAGCUGGCCAUAAACUCUAUCAGGUACAGUUCUUUGACUCCAAAGCAACAGGAGAAAGCCCUGGCCCUGUGGCAGAGAAGAUGGGAUAAGUUUGUCUCUGAAAAUGCUUUUUAGAAAGAAACUAUGAUUUUUUUUUUUUUU